GGGUGCACGAACGCACGGCGGCGCGAUCUAGGUGCGCCUUGCAAUAAGAUCGUACUGACGCCACAUUUGCCAAUUCGCCUUCGCCUGCACCAUGUUCCGCACCGCCGCGUCCCGCGCCACCCGCGUCGCCGCCCGCGCCGGCGCGCCCCGGCUCCUCGCCCGCUCGAUGAGCGUUGCCGCCCGCCAGAGCUCGACCUCCAAGGCCACGGCCAUGGCCGGCGCCUUCCUCGUCACGACCGGCGUCACGGCCUCGCUCCUCCAGGCGCAAGAAGCCAAGGUCAACCUCGAGAAGAUCCGCAAGGAGAUUGUCGACCUCAUUGACGACGAGCCGGCCAUGGGCCCGACUUUUGUGCGGCUCGCGUGGCACUCGUCGGGCAGCUACAGCAAGCACGACCACUCGGGCGGCUCCAAGGGCGGCACCAUCCGCAACGAGCCCGAGAUCAGCCAUGGUGGCAACGCCGGCCUCAACCUCGCGAUCGCCCGCCUCGAGUCGGUCAAGGCCCGCCACCCCGAGAUCUCGUACGCCGAUCUCUUUAUCUACUCGGGUGUCGUUGCGAUCGCCGAGAUGGGCGGCCCUGAGGUGCCGUUUCACCUUGGCCGCAAGGAUGCCAAGGUCGGCGAGCAGGUCACGCCCGAUGAUCGUCUCCCGAACGCCGACAUGGGCUCCAAGCCGUCGACGAUCAGCCACAUCCGCGACGUCUUUACCGCAUGGGCUUCAACGACCGCGAGAUCGUUGCGCUCGUCGGCGCCCACGCGCGGCUACUCGGGCCCGUGGACCCGCGCAGAGACGACGUUCUCGAACGAGUACUUUCGCGAGCUCAUCGAGAACAAGUGGACGAUCAAGAAGUGGAAGGGCCCCGAGCAGUACGAGGACCCGACGGGUGACCUCAUGAUGCUGCCGGCCGACAUGGCGUUCCUCUGGGACCCCGAGUUCAAGAAGUACGUCGAGCUCUACGCCAAGGACGAGGACCUCUGGCACAAGGACUUUGCCAAGGCCUUCCAGAAGCUCACGGAGAACGGCUGCGACUUUGCCAAGUCGGGCUGGCGCCGCUACAUCUUCUUCGGCCCGCGCAGCGACUAG
Molecule: messenger RNA, 1081 nt
Organism: Saprolegnia parasitica CBS 223.65
Lineage: Eukaryota; Oomycota; Saprolegniomycetes; Saprolegniales; Saprolegniaceae
Exons: 2
Coding region: 92-1081 (329 amino acids)
Biological process (GO): hydrogen peroxide catabolic process; response to reactive oxygen species; cellular response to oxidative stress
Molecular function (GO): heme binding; peroxidase activity
Source: RefSeq, a predicted model, not a curated record